Monodelphis domestica (gray short-tailed opossum) is the source of this 1154-nucleotide messenger RNA. The record is from RefSeq and is a predicted model, not a curated record. NCBI's taxonomy places the organism in Eukaryota, Metazoa, Chordata, Mammalia, Didelphimorphia, Didelphidae.
AUGAGAACAAUCCUAGGAACAUUUCUUGAUAAGACCAUCAGGACAGGCUUCAGAGAUUUCCAGAUAAGUGUUAGUCACUCUCCUCAAGACUCCAAAACUAUCCCCUCGAGCCAUGGCCUAGGCUUCGCCCUCUGCCGUUGCUGCGCGCGCUGCCCCGUAGUUGUGGGGCUCUUCGGUGUUGGUGGACCGGCUGCUGCUCAAGGGCGGCGCCAACCAGGGGAAGAGCUGGACAACGACAGCGAGGACGAAGACGAAGAGCUUGAUGAGACCCUGGCGGAGAGACUAUGGGGCCUGACAGAGAUGUUCCCCGAAAGGAUCCGCUCCGCCGUGGGAACUACCUUUGUCUUGUCCCUCAAUGUGGCCCAGAAAAUGUACAGGUUUUCCCGGACAGCGCUGUGGAUCGGAACGACCUCCUUUAUGAUCCUCAUCCUUCCGGUGGUCUUUGAAACCGAGAAGCUGCAGGUGGAGCAGCUGCAGCAGCUGCAGCAGCUGCAGCAGCGGCAGAUCCUUCUGGGCCCUAAGGCAGCUCUGGCUGGGGGGAUGCCGGGGACCCUGACUCCACUGCCUAGAAAGGUUUAGAAAAGGAUCCGCUGCAUUUCGCUGUGCUGGAUGAGGGAGAAUUUCAUAUUCAGAUGUGUUUUAAGAACUGCUGGUCAUUUGUUUUUGUUUUUGUUUUUUGAGUUUUUUGGGGCACAUCGAACCAACAGAAUCCUCCCCACCCCCUCUCUAGAGCUGUGCCCUCCACACUGGCAUGAUAUCUUUUUUUUUCCAGCCCUCCCACGCUGCUACAAGUGAGGGUAAGGAUGCAGAGUGACCCUCAGCUCUCUCUCUAGGCUUGCCAUCCACCUCACUUAAGCUGCUUGUCAAACAAGGGAUCCCCUGCCUUUUCCUGGGGGAAUGGAAGUGAACAAGAUUGUCUCCUGACAUUGAGAACCAUGAGUAAAGAAACCAGAAUCUGACCCAGUGUGUCAUGUGGGGUUAUCAAGUCACUGUGAAUGUGUGUGUGUGUUCUGCAGGUCAGGUGGGCAACUCUACUGAAAACCAAAGAGGACGAUGGAGGAGAUAUGGCUUCCUCCUGAUGUGCUGGCUGUUUUUUGUUUGUUUGUUUGUUUGUUUUGUUUUGUUUGCCCUAUAAAGUAAUGUGUAUGAGAAAA